Molecule: messenger RNA, 1884 nt
Organism: Yarrowia lipolytica CLIB122
Lineage: Eukaryota; Fungi; Ascomycota; Dipodascomycetes; Dipodascales
Biological process (GO): glutathione biosynthetic process
Molecular function (GO): glutamate-cysteine ligase activity
Source: RefSeq, a predicted model, not a curated record
AUGGGUCUCCUGUCGCUGGGAACGCCCUACGAGUGGAAAGACGCGGCCCAGUACGCCGCGCACGUGCGCAAAAACGGAAUCGAGCAACUCAUCAACAUCUACAAUGCUCACAAGGACAAAAAAACCACCCAGCUGUUGUGGGGAGACGAGGUGGAAUACAUGGUGGUGAAGAUGGACGAUAAGAAGAAGCAGGCCCUUCUGAGUCUCAACCAGGAGCUGAUCCUCGAUCGACUGACCGCCCAGGAAGAGAAGGGUCUUCUCAAUGACGACAAUGUGUCGUUCCACCCUGAAUAUGGCCGGUAUAUGUUGGAGGCUACUCCCGCACGACCCUACACCGGUGACUUCGACGACAUUCUGCGUGUGGAAGGCAACAUGCUUGCACGUCGACGAAUUGCACAGUCGUCGAUGGCCGAUCGAGAGUUCCCUGUCACCCUGACCUCGUACCCUCGAUUGGGAGCUCCUGGUCAGUUCACUUCGCCUUAUUACGAGCCCAAGGGUGCCGCAUCUCGAUCGCUGUUCCUUCCCGACGAAAUUAUUAACACCCAUGUUCGAUUCCCCACUCUGACAGCCAACAUCCGACGACGACGAGGAGAGAAGGUGGCCAUUAAUAUUCCUGUUUACAAGGACGAGAAGACCAUGGAGCCCUUCAAUGACCCCACCAUCCCCCAUGAGCGAAACCUGUUCCCAAAGGAAGAUGCCGAGGCCAAGACUGCAGCUCUGGUUGACCACAUCUACAUGGACUCCAUGGGUUUCGGAAUGGGAUGCUCUUGUUUGCAGAUCACUUUCCAGGCCACCGACAUCCACGAGGCCCGGAAGCUCUACGAUCAGCUGACUCCUCUCACUCCCAUUCUGCUUGCUCUCUCUGCAUCUUCGCCAGCCUACAGAGGUUACCUUUCUGACCAGGAUGUUCGAUGGAACGUCAUCUCCGCAUCCGUUGAUGACCGACGACGGUCUGAGCGAGGUCUCGAGCCUCUCAAGGAAGGCGAGCAGUUCAUUUCCAAGUCGCGAUACGAUUCCAUUGAUCGUUACAUUGGAGAGGACUUGUUGGAAGAUAAGGCUCGAGCAGCUCAUCUCAACGACACUGACAUUGCCAUUAACGAUGAGCUGAAGAACGACCUGGAGAAGGCUGGUUUUGACGAGCUGUUGGCAGACCAUUUCGGUCAUUUGUUCAUCCGAGACCCGAUUGUCGUCUUCUCGGAGCGACUGGAGCAAGACAACGAGAACGACAGUGACCACUUUGAGAAUAUCCAGUCCACCAACUGGCAGACGAUGCGGUUCAAGCCACCGCCACCAAACUCGUCCAUUGGCUGGCGAGUGGAGUUCCGGCCCAUGGAGAUCCAGAUCACCGACUUUGAGAACGCUGCAUUUGCCAUUUUCGUGGUUCUGCUUACUCGAGUCAUAAUAUCCUACAACCUGUCUCUCCUCAUUCCCAUCUCACUGAUUGAUGAGAACAUGAAGCAGGCUCAUGCUCGAAACGCCUGUCGAGAAGCAAAGUUCUGGUUCAAGAAGGACUUGUCAGACGUGAAGUCACGGGAGUAUGCCAAGAUGUCUGUUGACGAGAUCAUCAACGGAUGCGAUGGCUUUAUCGGUCUGGUCCCUCUGAUCAGACGAUACCUGCACCAGAUGGGUCUUAACGUCGAUACCAUGUGUCGAUUGGGCCGAUACCUGGACCUUGUGUCUCAGCGAGCAUCUGGAAAGCUUGAGACGAACGCUACCUGGAUCCGAAACUUCAUCAGAAAGCACCCCGACUACAAGAACGACUCUGUGGUUUCGGCGGAGAUCAAUUACGAUCUGGUUGCCGAGGUCGAGAAGCUCUCCCGGGGCGAGGACUGGAAUGGCAUUGGAAAGGGUAUUCUUGGAGGUUUUGAGUACGAGAAGGAGUAG